Molecule: messenger RNA, 609 nt
Organism: Fusarium coffeatum
Lineage: Eukaryota; Fungi; Ascomycota; Sordariomycetes; Hypocreales; Nectriaceae
Exons: 1
Coding region: 1-609 (202 amino acids)
Cellular component (GO): mitochondrion
Source: RefSeq, a predicted model, not a curated record
AUGCGCCGCAACCUAGUAGCCUUCAAUUGGCGUCCCAGCCUAAGAGCUCGCGCUCCUCCACGCCUGUUCAGCUCAAACAUCCGCGCCGAGUCAACCCAAGCUUCCCGCAUCGACCGCAUUACCUCAAAGCUCCCCAAACGUUUACAAAAAUACACCAGCGGUUUGCGCAACGCACCAGUCUCGCACAUAGUCUCCUUUCUUAUUCUGCACGAAAUCACAGCCAUCGUACCGGUUUUAGGACUAUUCGGACUCUUUCAUUACACGAAUUAUGUACCUGUCGACUACGUAACGGGUCACUUUGGAAGCUAUGUCGAAGAUGGAGUUGGUCGAUUCGAGAGAUACUUCAAACGCAAGGGCUGGUUUGGGUUCGGGCAGAAUGAAGAGCACACAACAUCGAGCACUACGACACACCCCGAUUCUAAAUCCGAGAAUGCAGUUGAGCGCUGGCAUAGUGGAGAUGGACGUUACAAGGUCCUUGUGGAGGUUGCUCUAGCAUAUGCGAUAACAAAGGCUCUACUGCCAGUCCGAAUUAUCGGUAGUGUCUGGGCUACGCCAUGGUUUGCCGGAGUGCUCAUGAGAGCCAAAGGGGUAUUCACGCGCAAGGCUUAG